This is a messenger RNA of Mercurialis annua (annual mercury), 1250 nucleotides long. Its product is annotated as GEM-like protein 5. The coding region runs from base 151 to 1077 and encodes 308 amino acids. The record is from RefSeq and is a predicted model, not a curated record. NCBI's taxonomy places the organism in Eukaryota, Viridiplantae, Streptophyta, Magnoliopsida, Malpighiales, Euphorbiaceae. The transcript has 2 exons.
GAAGAAAAUUCAACUUCGUCAUCACUAAUCCACACGCUUAAACUUAAUAUAAAUUAACACCGCUAAUUUCAAUCCAAAUCCAUCAUCUUCUACUCUAAUCUCAAUCCAAAUUUCAUAUUCAUUUCAACAUUUAAAUUUAAUUAAUCAAAAAUGGCCAGUCCCGCCAACAAAGACCAAUCACAGCAGCAGCCGCCGCUAUACCCAACGAUCUCAUCUCCGACGACGACAUCAGUUCAUGAAAACCCUUUCUACCAACUGCCGCCGCCGCCUCCGUCAUCAACUCAUCAAGAAGCGGCUGCUUCAUCGUCCGAUCAGCAGCAGCCGCCGAGUGCUCAUGAUGAGAAAUACUGGGGAACUCAUGUGAUGGGGACACCAGCUGUUCCGACAUGCCACCCGGAUAAUAAGAAGGCAGCUUUGUUUGGCGGUGGCGGUGGUGGUGGCGGUGGUGAUGAAGCUCAGAACCACCACCAUCAUCCUUAUCUUUAUUAUAGUCCGAUUGAAAAACCAAAUAGUAGCCCUGUGGAAUCGAUUCUUCAAGCGUUUAAUAACUGGAGUAAAAAAACUGAGACCAUGGCUAAUAAUAUCUGGCACAACUUGAGGACAAAUUCAUCAGUCUCAGAAGCAGCAUGGGGAAAAAUGAACUUGACAGCAAAAGCAAUAACCGGAGGUGGAUUUGAAUCUCUAUACAAGCAAACAUUCACAACAUAUCCCGACGAGAAGCUGAAGAAAACCUUUGCGUGCUAUUUAUCGACAUCAACCGGACCAGUUUCAGGAACCCUUUAUCUCUCCGAUAUUCAUACCGCAUUUUGCAGUGAUCGUCCGUUAUCUUUCACUGCACCUUCUGGCCAGGCAACUUGGAGCUACUACAAGAUUAUGAUUCCGUUGAACAAGAUCGGAGCAAUCAAUCCGGUUGUGAUGAGGGACAAUGCGUCGGAGAAAUAUAUUCAGAUUGUUACGGUUGAUGGACAUGAUUUCUGGUUCAUGGGGUUUGUUAAUUAUGAGAAAGCUUCUAAACAUUUAACUGAAAGUGUCUCAAAUUUUGUAGUUCCAGGGGUUGCAGUUCAUUCUGGUGUUUGAUUUUUAUAUGUUUUGGUAUUUGGGGUUAUAUACUUGAGAGGUACUUCAAGUUUGUUAUAUUUACAUUUAACUCUAGUAUUUGAGAUUAGUUUCGUUCUCAUUGUUGUUGUAUCUAUUAAUGUAAGUAAGUAGUAUGUUUAUGUGAUUAAUUUAUAAUCUUGAAUUGAAGUUAA